Spodoptera litura is the source of this 1877-nucleotide messenger RNA. RefSeq lists its product as uncharacterized. NCBI's taxonomy places the organism in Eukaryota, Metazoa, Arthropoda, Insecta, Lepidoptera, Noctuidae. The record is from RefSeq and is a predicted model, not a curated record.
AAUUCUAAAAUAAAAACGAAACCAUUUCAUGAUAUUAUGAAAUUGUAACAAAACAAGAAGAAUUAUGAUUAUAGAAAUUUGACAAAAUGAAUAAGCCAAAAUCGAUAGUCGUGAAAUCGAAAUCGUCGAACAGUGCGAUAACAACCAAGUCAGAAUCAAGGAAACGCAAGAAAAGUCGGAGUCACGCUGAAAUCCAGCCUUUAAUGUUGAAGAAACGAGGAGUAUACGUGGAGAAGAAGUCUACUAAAAUGUCUAUUAACGAUAGAGAUUUGAGUCCUGUGGGACAAUCACUACCUACCCCGAGACCCCCAUCAAGUCCACGUCCAAUACCAAGACCAGGUAGAAAAAGAUUCCUGGCGUCAGUCCUCAAAAUCCUCUCCCAAUCGACAACUGGAACCCAAUAUCCAGACCAAGACAACUCAGAAAGAUUAAGGAAACAAGACAAAAUAAAAUCAAGACUAAGAAAGAAUAAAGAUGCUGAAAUAAUAAGAGAAGAUAUUAGCACAUCAACUACUUCCAAAAGAAAACCUAGAUAUCGUUCCAAAAUACUGAAUGAAGAUCAUCACGGGUCAGAUUUUGAACAACUCAUAGUCCUACAAUCUACUAAAGAAAUCACACACACACCCUCGAAUACUUCUGAGAGAAGUGAUCGAUUUAGGGACGCUGGCAGCUUGUACAAGGAACCAGAAACAAUCAAAUGGGCUGAUAUAAUACUACCCACUCCUAAAAAGAACUUAGACAUACCAAUGCAAGAAAAUAAUAAAGACAGAGAAUUUAAAGAGAUGACAAUAAAACCUAGAGAUAUAAAAGUCAAACCAAUUGACAAAGAUCCUUCGACUCUAAUAGCAGCAGUACCUAAAAAAGAUGACAAGAAGUUCUAUAAUUUCUUCUACGAUCUUCUUGAAACUACUUUUAGUGUGUACAAUGUUAAAACUGAAUUCAAUAACGUGCCCACCCCAUCUACGUUUUCAUCAAAAGUACAUUUCGAAAUUGAUGAAUCGGUUGCUAAGAAAUUGGCGAUACAUAAAACGAAAGAUUCACUUAGUGAAGAUAAAGAAUCGCUUCCUAGGUUCUACUGCAUCAAACCAGACAUAAAAGACAAUUGGGAUGACAAACAGUUACUAGAACAUUUUCUACCAAAACCUUUUAAACGUUCAAGGACAUUAUCUCCAACUAAAUCAGUAAAAAAACGUCAGAAGAUAAAACAAGAGCCAAUAGAAUACAAAAGGAAACCAAUACCCACAACAACUAGUGUACCAGUACCAAACAAGAAAACGCUGAAAAAAGAAAGAAAGAAAAUUUUUAUAAACAUUUUAAAGGACCAGCUAAAAAUGGAAGAUGAUGCGUUCGAGGAACCACGGAAUUUCUACCAAGCUUUAAAAAUAAUAGCACGCAAUAAGCGCAGAUGUAAAAAAUCUAUACAUUUCGCCGAGUCUAAGAAACCAAGCGAAGGAGACGUUCACGUAUGCCAGUUUAAAAGAAGAAGAUUAAUAUCAGCUAGCACUAAAUCUAGCAAAAAGUCUUAUAACCCGGAAAGCGGUUUUAUGAGAUCAAUGAAUUCAUUAUCCCGUAAUUCAGAUUACAGAAAUAAUUUAAAAAAACGCAAUAGGACUUGUACUACUGACACAUCAAUGGUGAUUCCUUCAGAGCAUUCUUUACAAGUUUUCGGCUUUGACUAUGAACCGAUCUGUAAAGCCCCAGUAAUCAAAGAAUUCCCGUCUUUUCCUCCUUCAACGGCAACGAGUGUUCAAGAUUAUGAAUUCAAUCAAUCUUUGCUGAUGAAGUUUACUAAUAGUACGACGAGUUCUAUUUUAGAGAGUUCUCAUCUUAGGACACAACAUGGACUUAGGUCCCUUAGUGAACUAUUAAACGGAUAG